Angiostrongylus costaricensis is the source of this 1692-nucleotide messenger RNA. NCBI's taxonomy places the organism in Eukaryota, Metazoa, Nematoda, Chromadorea, Rhabditida, Metastrongylidae. The record is from the annotation of a GenBank genome assembly.
UGCGGUCGCCCACUUGAGGUCUCACUACCUCCUUUUAAAUUUUCAGCACAAAUACAGCAGAUGCUUGGAGCUCAAGUGAAAAUCACUGAUAUGCCGUUCGCUGUCUCAAACGCUCAACAACUCAAUACGAUUGUAUGGACAAUGCUCGGUACGACAACGAAGGAGACAAUCUACUGUGUUUCUGAAGCUCCCGUCAGUCAACUGCGAUUUGUCUGCAUCGACUGUCUGGAAAAGAACAUUACCGAUAUGGCAAACGUCCUUAAUUCUGCUCAGGAUCACACUCGAAGUGCUGGCUUUCCGACUGUGGCGCUGAGCAAUAUCGCUGUGAAUACGAAUUGGACUGGUGCCACUAUUAUGUGUCAAGCAGCUCUUAACGGAGGCACUGUUGACUCACAACCGGCUACCAUAGACGUGCGUUAUUUACGUCAACCACAUGUGGUUGACGCAAGUGGUCAAGGACCAGUGCUAAUCGCCAAUCAAGGCUACCGAUUUUACGUAGAAUGUGCUCGUGGAGCCGACGGACUCUGUCAACAAAGUGGACGGCGGAAGACGCUUCGUUGCGCUGUUCAAUCCCAUCCACCGGCAACAGUGUUCCGGUGGUUGAAAAAUGGAGUCGUAACAAGUGGCAACGGUGCAGAAAUCACUAUUGGGACGGAGAUGAUCGGACAAAGUAUUCAAUGUCAAGCGAACAACGGUCUCUAUUCAGACACGGAAAUGGCGACCAGCCAAGCCGUUCAGAUCGAUCCCUAUUCAUCUGCUCGCCUUAUACAAGACAACUUCGCUACGCUGCAAUCAGCGGCACCAUUUCAAGCCGGUAAUCGUCUUGAAAUGAACCAACAGAUAAAUCUCGGUUGUCAAGUUGAAGGCAAUCCACGUCCAGUAGUAUUUUGGAAAUUGCGUAAAUCGAACGGACAGGUUGUUGACGCUCCUUGUGCUCAAGGAUUCGACGGACAAUACCAGGAGGUCACCGAUUCACCACUCAUUAUCUAUAAUCUGCAGCGACUCAAUGCUAUAUGCUCGUUUCGCGUCUCAAAUUACUCUCUAUCUGGACAGUACUGGUGUUCUGCCUGUUCUUAUGUGAGCCAAGGAGCACCAGAGUGUUCACCUGCACUAGAGACUCCCGGUACGAAUACGCUGAAUAUUCAAGUCACUGGUCCACCGAUGCAGUCAGACACACAGCCCACUAUAGAGCAGACCCACGGAAACAACAACGCUGUGGUGACUGUGCAUUAUUGCGCUGAACCGAUGCCUAGGCCACCAAGAGAAGUCAUCUUCAGUAUUGACAAAAACGAUCUACAGAUUGGUCAAUCUUGGGAGAACUUUCGUUUUGAAAGUACGACACAAAACAACACAGUUCCAAACUGUUAUCUUGCUCGAUUGAAUGUAGCUCCAGUUCGAGAAGAGGAUCAAUAUAGAUUGAUCGAGUUACGGCUGCAAAACCAAUAUGGAAGCAAAGUGAUGCCCGUUUCGUUGGAAGCGUUGCUGGGUGGUGGAGCAGCAAGUGGCGCUCGAAUUUCUGGAUGGUGGAUCGCCUUCUUUAUUUUGAUAGCCAUUUGCCUUGCCCUGAUCUGCUGUGUGGCAUUUUGUGUUAGACGUGGAGUACUCUGUUUUAAUAGUAAGUUUGUGAAGUCGAAUAUAACCCAUUGGGUCAAAGAAGAAUCCGACUACGAGCCGAAGGCUAAAGCGAAGUAG